Aspergillus calidoustus is the source of this 1299-nucleotide messenger RNA. Lineage: Eukaryota; Fungi; Ascomycota; Eurotiomycetes; Eurotiales; Aspergillaceae. The record is from the annotation of a GenBank genome assembly.
AUGCCGGAAGUCAGACAAUUGGGAACUGAGCCGGUAUGUCUCGCUUCAACUAGAAGUCAGGACACACAGCCUCGUUGCCAAGACCAAGCUUCUUCUGUUCGAAGACUCGAUAGAGGUAUAAAGCCCGCUGAUACGCGGGGAGAUGUGUCGGCUGCCACGGACUUUACUCACUUCAAGAGCGUCAAAUGGUCUCCUGAUGGUACCACUCUUCUGACAGAUUCAUCAGACCAUAAUAUAAGAACCUAUAUCUUACCUCCGGAUCUCCUAGACGAAGAGAGCUUGCCGCACAAAUUAUCACAUUAUUCCAUUUUGUCAUCCGGAGAACCCACAUAUGCCACUGCGUUCUACCCUUUCUUUUCACUUCAGGAGCCUUCUUCUGCCAUCUUUCUCUCGUCGGUAAGAGACCAUCCGAUAAGGCUGACUUCCGCAUUGGCACCAAUGUCUUUGGCAACUUACUCGCUUGUGAACCCAAUGACUGAGGCCUUCAUCACUCCACAUUCCAUGAUUUAUCCUCCUUCUCUUGGUGGCACACAUUUCCUCACCGGCUCGGAUAGCAUGAUAUGUCUCUUUGAUGUUUCUCGUCCUGGUAAUGAGGGCCCGGUUUCUUGGAUGCCCACCAUACCGAGUAAGCGCAAGCAGCUGGUGGGUGGUGGUAUAGGAAUGAAGGGUAUCAUCUCGGCGAUGGCUCUGAAUCCAGACCAAGGCGGUAUCCUCGCAGCCGGCACAUUCUCGCGAAAUGUGGGGCUCUAUGAUUCAAACGGCUCGGGGCAGUCCCUUGGAACGUUCAAUGUCUCGAGGACUGAAGCAGACCGACAUAUCGGGGGUGGGGGGGUUACUCAACUCCUCUGGAGUCCGUGCGGGCGAUACCUAUAUAUAGCUGAACGCAAGAGCGACGGUGUAUUGGUAUACGACAUUAGAGUGACUGGGCAACUUCUAGGAUGGCUCCAGGGACGGAGGGCAUUUACCAAUCAAAGAAUGGAAAUCGAUCUCGUGUCAACCGCACAGGGCAGCUCGCACGAGAUCUGGGCUGGCGGAACGGAUGGCUUCAUGAGAUUGUGGCAGGACCCGGCAUACACUGCUGGCGGGCAGGAUCCGGGAUGGGAAUGGAGAGUCAACUUGAGCAAUGAUUCAGUCAGCAGCACUGUUAUGCAUCCAACAGGCGACAUCGCAGCCACAACGUCUGGCCAAAAGUGCCUCAAGGAUCAUGCCAUCGACGGCAGCGACGAAUCUAAUCGCAACGAGCCCAACCCUUUGUUGGAUGUCUGGCUUCUUCCUCGUCUAAAUGGGGCGCAAGACUGA